This is a messenger RNA of Cuscuta epithymum, 671 nucleotides long. The record is from the annotation of a GenBank genome assembly. Lineage: Eukaryota; Viridiplantae; Streptophyta; Magnoliopsida; Solanales; Convolvulaceae.
GCACCGCAAGUUGCCCUUCUUCCAGAUGGGGGAUUCACAAGCUAAUUGCAAACGAAAGGAUUAUAAGACUUGGACUAUUGCAGAAAGCAACUUUUUGCUUGAACUUAUGGUUGAAGGUGCCAAAUUUGGAUGGCGUGAUAUUAAUGGUGUUAUAAGCAAACACUCGGUAGAGACAAGACUUCUACCUAAGCUUAAGGAAAAACUUGGUUAUGAAAUAACCUAUAAUCAGUACCAAAGCAGAGUUAAGUGGUUUAAAAAACAAUAUUCUAAUUACUCUCAACUUAUGCGUCAUAAUUCUGGAUUUGGAUGGGAUUCAAUCACAAAGAAAUUCACAGCCUCAGAAGAAGUGUGGUCUGAUUAUUUAAAGUCAAAUCCAUUACAUGGAAAUCUUAGAUCAGAUGCAUUUCCGGACUAUGAUGACUUGAGAAUUGCAGUAGGAAAUGGAACAGCCACAGGAUUGGGCUCGAUUGGUUUAGGUGAAGCCACAGAUGCUACAAUAUUAGGAGCACAAGAAGAUGACAUUGAUGGCAUAGAGGGACUAUCUUUUGAUCCAGAUACCAACACUUUUGUACAAAGUGAAAAUAUGUCAUCACCCCAAAAUACCUCCCCAUUCUUCUCAAGACAUUCAGAUCAACCUACAAAUGCAGGGAAUCCCUCUUCAUCAAAUAAAG